CAAGGUCAGUGUGGUUGAUGAGGGAUGUGCACUCUACUGCCCGGGUGCCUCACAGAGAUUCUCCCUUCAUUCCGUCUGGAGUUGGGGCUGGGCACGUGGCUCAGAUCCAGUUCAUCCCUCCAGUCGACAAUCACUGCUGAGCGAUCCUGGAAGCUAAUGUCAGAAGAAAGUGACUCUCUGCGAACCAGCCCCUCCGCGGCCUCACUCUCCGAGAAUGAGCUGCCGCCGACCGCCGAGCCUGCUGGCUAUGUGUGCUCGCUGACCGAGGAACUGGUCACCAAAGCCAGGGAGGAGCUGCAGGAGAAGCCGGAAUGGAGACUUCGCGAUGUCCAGGCCCUCCGUGACAUGGUGAGGAAGGAGUACCCGAACCUGAGCACCUCUCUCGAGGAUGCCUUCCUGCUGCGCUUCCUCCGAGCCCGCAAGUUCGACUACGACCGGGCCCUGCAGCUCCUCAUCAACUACCACAGCUGCCGGAGAAGCUGGCCCGAGGUCUUCAGUAACCUGCGGCCCUCGGCCUUGAAAGAGGUCCUUGCUUCUGGAUUCCUCACCGUGCUGCCCCACACGGACCCCCGGGGCUGCCACAUCCUCUGCAUCCGCCCAGACAGAUGGAUCCCAAACAACUAUCCGAUUACGGAAAACAUCCGAGCCAUAUACCUGACAUUAGAAAAACUCAUUCAGUCUGAAGAAACCCAGGUGAAUGGGAUUGUAAUUCUUGCAGACUACAAAGGAGUGAGCUUAUCAAAGGCAUCUCAUUUUGGCCCUUUUAUAGCCAAAAAGGUGAUUGGCAUCCUUCAGGAUGGGUUCCCCAUUCGGAUAAAAGCAGUGCAUGUGGUGAAUGAACCUCGAAUAUUUAAAGGCAUCUUUGCCAUCAUAAAACCAUUUCUGAAGGAGAAAAUAGCAAACAGAUUUUUCCUACAUGGGUCUGACCUGAACUCUCUGCACACAAACCUUCCAAGAAACAUUCUCCCCAAGGAAUACGGGGGCACAGCUGGAGAGCUGGACAUCACUGCUUGGAACGCCGUCCUGCUGGCCUCGGAAGAGGACUUUGUGAGAGAGUUCUGCCAGCCUGUCCCUGCCUGCGACAGCAUCCUAGGCCAGGCCCUGCCGCCCGAGGGGCUGACCUCAGAUGCGCCGUGUGAUGACUCCAUGCGGGCUGUGAAAUCACAGCUGUACUCCUGCUAUUAGUCAGUCCCCUGUGAAUGUCACCGUCUUUAAAACCUUCCCUUCUUUCUCUGGAGAGGCACACGGGGAGUUUGAGGUGCCAUGGAUUGUCUUGCUCCUUGUAAUUAAACUUCAGUGUGGAGGAAAAGCCUAUAGAGCUCUAAGGUGAGCCGUGAGUGAGCCCGUGGUUACUUGAAUUACUCUAUGGAAGAGAUGGAGAAGGUCUCCUAGUGAUUCUAGACAUUUGGAUUCCCAGUGUGCAACCACCAUUCAUCUGGAAGCCGUAUCUGGUUCUUACAUAUCUCAAGGCAAGAAAAAUCAGGACCAAAGUUGUUUUGGUCCCACGUUCCAGGAGAAAAUCACCAGGCUGGUCCGUCAGCACACUCCUGUGAAAGAGUUUGGCUGAGCCUGCAAGGCGGCCAUACAUGAGACCACGGGCAUUUGUGUCUUUCACGUGAGCCCUAACUACGGAUCUUGGUUGCUCAUCAAGAAACUUAAAGUUGGUGGUCCAGGCCUCGGUUGCCAUCACUGGGUCUGGAAAGCACCUUCACUGAAUCAUGCUAGCAUCCAGACAGAAGCAGCACUCCCGGAUCAAAUUUGGGAGCCAGGGACUCCAAGCCCUUCUGGGAUUCAUCGGCUGACUCUUGCAAUAGAAACUUAAGUUUACCCAAACCCAUACAGCCUUAGUCCUGGUUCUCAAUAGAAUCAUACAUGAUCCUAGAUGUCCGUGAUUUUACUCAACCUGAAACACUGGAUGCUAGGCCUGUGUAGCUAAAAGAAUUCUAGCUUAAGAAUUAAGAGGCCUAGGCCCCCGCCUCAGAUGUGUGACUGUGGACAAGACAUCAGCCUCCGUGGGCCUCAGCUUUCUCAUCUGUGAAGUGAGGCUGGAUGAAGUGAUGCCUAGGGCCCUUUUGGCUACUCUCCAGAUUCUGGGAUUUGGCUUAGUUAUUUACUGAAUAUUAGACAUCGGUUUUCUGCCCAGAAAGAUGACUCUCCAGAUGAUUCCAGUGUUUGGAUCCUGUUUUUUAUGGUACACACGGGCCUUUCCAAGAGGGAUGUGUCACUUUGGGGCCCUGCCUUUAGAGAAACUAGUAUGUAUAUUCGUGGGACUCAGCAAUACCCACUUUCUUUUCAUCGUGAGGGUUAAACUUGAUAAAGAUGGCCUUGAUGAGAGCAAGUGAGAUGCCCAGCAUCUUGUAUGAAUUCCAUCCAUCCCUCAGGCUCUGGCACUACAUUUUAAACUCGGUAAUGGUGAAUGAUUAAAUUACUCGGGAUUCUUAAAUUUUGGCCUCUGGGAAUGAACACAAGGGUAUAUAUUAUUCUGGGGACCCCCACCCCACCCCCACCCCUGGCCCAAACCUGCUUGAGUUUCUCUCUCUGGUGUCCAGCCAGACUGAAUGUUAGUUCUGCAUUUCAGCACUUUAGACUCCUCCCGUCACGAAUUUAGCCUUAGCCCAAGCACCAAAUUAGGUGGUUCACCUGUUGGCUUUUGACCUAUUUCCUUUCAUACUCAUUCCAUGCAAAUUGUGACGUUAAAAAGUGACAGGUAAAGCGAGUUGUGUAUGUACCUUCUCUGUGCAUUUGUUAGACCAGAAGGCAAGGUAGAUGGCUCAGUUAGGACUGGAGCAGUCCUCUGAAAUUCAAAGGUCAGUCUGUUGUUAAUAAGCUGUUCAUCUCUCUUUAGCACUUUUUUAAAUGUCUGGAGAAGUUGUUGGUGGAAAUUACUGUACCUCAUUAGUGCCAAUUCUGGGGAAAACUUUUCACCAUAGAUACUAGCCCUGGAUGCUCUAGGGACCUGGCUGAGUUGGAAGUGUCAAAAUGCACACCCCUGGCUGUCUCUAGUCCCAUCUGACAAUGAUAGUGUGACCAGCAUUUUGCUGAAGGUCUAAACAGGACAAGUGGGAUGGCUAUAGUAGAGGGUGCUGAAUCCAACCAAAGAGGACAGAGAGGUUAAAAAACAAAACAAAACAGAGAGACAUAAAUCAUUCAGCCCCACCAAGUUUCCACGGUUUAAACUGCAUUGCCUUCCUGGCCAAUUGCCUUUAUCUCUGUGUCUUAACACAGGGAUGGACAAGCUCACCUAGAGAAAUUUCUCAAACACCAGGAUGUUGCCCACUUUCCGAGCUUUUCCGGUUGGACCAAGGAGCUAUUUCAUUCAGCUUCUGAGAGGAGUUAGCGCAAGGGUUGUCUGCCUUCGGGAGUUGCUGUUUUAUUUUGGCUCCAGAGAGAUCAAAUGGUUUUGGCACCUCAGGGGGUUUCAAACAGGCUGUGAAACAAGGACCUCCCUGGGUAGAAAACAUGGCAGUCCCCGCAUGGCUUCACCAGGCAUCUGUACCCAGUUGCCCCCGCGGGUGGGGCAGUGACCAUGGGAGCACCCCGGGAGCUUCACUCAGUAGGGACACGGUGACAGAGUUAAGUGAACCCCACGAGAAUUGUGUUUUCCUUCAGGUAAAAGUUCUGACCCAUUUCACAAACAGCUGAAAAUUAACUUUUCCCUAAAUUCAGGGUAGUGUGGUGUGGGUGAGGGAAAUAAAAGUAAACCAGGGGACCUGAGUUCCAGCUUUACUUUGCCAUGUGGCCUCGGAUCAGCCACUGAACACCCCAAAUCAUCAUGUAAUAAAGGGGAACUACACUCUGAGCCCUGAACUCUCUGUUCCUAUCAUCAGAGGCUUUGUUCUUUUCCCCCUCAAUCUGGGUUAUUCUUUAGGAAAUUUAGGUCUGAACGAAUUGAUAGCUGAAGCUUCCAAAUGAAUCUGUAAGCUUAAGUAAAGGCGAGGAUGUCCCUCUUCUACUCAGAAUUCUGGAAAAUUGUGCUUCUUCCUGGAAUCCUAUCCUACCUUCAAGAGCAGAGGCUGGAAGAAAUCUACAGAAAUAGCCGGGAGUGCCACCCUGGCUUCCCAAGUUUCUUAUUUGUCUUGGCAAAGGUGGCUCUAGCACCCUCACACUUCAUCCCACUUUCACAAGGAGCCACCUGUCCUUAAAGGUGGACUGACACUUCAGUUCACAAGAUACUACAUUUUGUCAGAAAUAGAGUCAGGGUAAUAAAAGAUGUUUUCCCUGAAUUUCUAUGAGCUACUUAGCCUUUCAGAAUUCUCCCUGGGUGCGCAGUUGCUUUAAAUGCCAUCUGAUUCUGAUCAUUCAUAGGGUUGCUUUUUCAUUUGGGUAGGAAAAGUUAUAGGACUGUUGUGGCAUUAUUGUAAUACCUCGUUUUAAGUUUUUCCUUUGAAACCUCUUCUUUCCUUUAGGAAGUAAGAUGUUUGGUAAGCUAAUGACAUAAGUGUGGCUGGCCUGUGGCAUGAGGGUGUGGAUACCAAACACGAACAUAUCAACUGCAGGAAGGUUGUCAGUUCUGGUCACACCUUUCAGUAUUGGGAUCUGUGAAUUUUGUAAAUCUCAAGAUUUUGCGUUCUGCUUGCCUGACUCCGAAAUGGUUUGCUUGAACUACAAGUAAUAAACAUCAUCAGAGUCAGAUAUUCUUCCUUUAUAGAGCUUGCUUGGUGGGAAGGCCCGGCGGCUUUGUGGAUGGAGAUGCUGGUGACCUUUUUACUCUUUGCCGAUUAGCUGCUCUUCCUUUCAUCUCACUGGGUGCCACGUUGUCAGGCAGUUAAGAGGCUGCCACUGGAAUUCUUGUGGAUGUCGGCUUCUUUGGCAUAUCAAGUGGAACCUGCUACAAGUGAAAUACUUGAAACUCCUCUGAGGCCAAGAGCCUCUGACAUCACUCUGAAGGGGUGAAAGCUGGACUAACUAGCUGACCAGACUGGACCGCCAUUUCAGCCACUGGUUGCAUUCCUCGCUUCAAACUGAAAUUUCAGUUUGGCUUCAAGUAUAGGGACACAUGGUGAUGGAUUCAUCUACUUCAGUGUUUGUUUUGACCAAAAGUUUAUUUUUCUAGUGUAUUUUCUAAGUCAAAAUGGUGGAAACACGUAAUUUUAGUAUGCAUGACUGGGUGUUAAAUAAUAAAAAUCUCUGUCAGGUUGA
Vicugna pacos (alpaca) is the source of this 5139-nucleotide messenger RNA. Lineage: Eukaryota; Metazoa; Chordata; Mammalia; Artiodactyla; Camelidae. The record is from RefSeq and is a predicted model, not a curated record.